Molecule: messenger RNA, 480 nt
Organism: Schizophyllum commune H4-8
Lineage: Eukaryota; Fungi; Basidiomycota; Agaricomycetes; Agaricales; Schizophyllaceae
Exons: 3
Coding region: 1-480 (159 amino acids)
Source: RefSeq, a predicted model, not a curated record
AUGCCCAGCCAAACCAAUGCAGAGAACAGGGACCUUCGUUACGCACCAUAUCCCGGCGGCAACCGCAACUUUUCGCGUGCGCAGACGUCCUCUGGCCCAUCGCUUCCCAACUACACGAAUACGGAGUACAACUCAGUGCAGAGCAUCGACACCAUAAUGCACUCGACAUUCCAGGAUGAGCUCUGCGCCCGCGUAGGCUUGGCGGGUGUUGACCUUGGGCUCUCGCCCGAGAUAGUCGAGCAUGCGCAGCUGCUGAGUAAGGUUCCACUGACUGCUGAGGGCAAAGUCUGCCUUGUCGGGGGCGAGUUUGUCGCCAUCGACGCUCGUAUCGCGCAACUCACCACCGAUGUUGAGGAGAUCAAGAGGAGCAUCUUGAACAUCGAGGCCCUCGUCCGCGCCAACUGGGUCGUUAAUCGCUCUCUCCCAAGUCGUAUCAUAUCAUGCCAGCAAGCCGACUCAUUCUAUCAACAGGAUCCUUAA